Messenger RNA from Impatiens glandulifera, 1607 nucleotides. Its product is annotated as aspartic proteinase 36-like. Bases 36 to 1541 code for a protein of 501 amino acids. The transcript is spliced from 10 exons. NCBI's taxonomy places the organism in Eukaryota, Viridiplantae, Streptophyta, Magnoliopsida, Ericales, Balsaminaceae. Gene Ontology annotation, molecular function: aspartic-type endopeptidase activity. Gene Ontology annotation, biological process: proteolysis. The record is from RefSeq and is a predicted model, not a curated record.
AUAUAUAUAUAUAAUCAGAUAGGUGGUGAUAUGCAAUGGUGAUGGAUCUCAGAAGAGAGACGAGAUUAGCGGUGGUUGGUCUGUCUCUUUUGGUGCUAGAAUUGUUUCUGGGUUCUCCCAAUUUCGUUAACGCCAACGCGGUCUUCAGAGUUCAGCACAAAUUUGGCGCUGGUGGUGGUGAUCGCGAGAGGCGUUUGAGUUCGUUCAAAGCCCAUGAUGUUCGUCGUCACCAAGGCAGAGUCUUGGCCGCUGAUAUCCCUUUGGGUGGCGAUGGAAGUCCCACAGCAACAGCGCUGUAUUACACAAGAAUUGGAAUUGGGUCUCCAUCGCAGAGCUACUAUGUGCAAGUUGACACAGGAAGUGAUAUUUUGUGGGUGAAUUGUGCCGGCUGCACUAAAUGUCCAAAGACAAGUGAUCUUGGUGUAGAACUAAGGCUAUAUGAUCCAACCAGCUCAUCAACUUCAAAAGAAGUCACAUGUGAUCAAGAAUUCUGCAGUGUGGUUUUUGGAGAUGCUCUUGGUGAGUGUAAAGUUGGAUCAAGCUGUCCAUAUACUGUUACAUAUGGAGAUGGGAGUUCAACCGCUGGAUAUUUUGUGAAGGAUAUUGUACAGUUGGAUAAGCCAUCUGGAAAUCUUCAAACCACAAUUUUGAAUGGUAGUGUUUCAUUCGGGUGUGCAAGUAAACAAUCUGGGCAGCUUGGUUCGACUUCAGAAGCUCUUGAUGGGAUAGUUGGUUUUGGACAAUCCAACUCUUCAAUGAUUUCUCAGCUUUCAUUGGCUGGAAAGGUUAAAAAGAUUUUUGCACAUUGUUUGGAUGGUGAUCUAGGAGGUGGGAUUUUUGCUAUUGGAGAAGUGGUGCAGCCCAAAGUCAAUUCUACUCCAAUAAUUCCUAACCAGCAACAUUACAAUGUAAAGUUGAAGGGAAUUGAGGUAGACAAGACUCCCAUAAAGCUUACACAUAGUCUAUUCGGUAGCCCAGAUAGAGGGGCGAUUGUUGAUAGUGGUACUACUUUGGCAUAUCUUCCAGAUGAGAUCUUCAAUCCAUUAAUGGCUCAGAUAUUGGAUGGAAAAUCCGAUUUGAAGUUCAUGCAUGUAGAUGAUCAAUUCACAUGUUUUACAUACAGUACAGAUGUAGACGAAGGAUUCCCACCUGUCAAACUCACUUUCGACCAAGAACUUACUAUGACAGUUUAUCCAAGAGACUACUUGUUCCGAGUUCGCGAUGACACCUGGUGUUUCGGUUGGAUGAAUAGCGGUAUCGAAAACAAGGAUGGGCAGGAGAUGUUACUUCUGGGAGAUAUGGUACUUGCAAAUAAACUUGUUUUGUAUGAUCUUGAGAACCAAACUAUUGGGUGGACAGACUAUAACUGUUCACAGCCGAUAAAGAUAAAGGACGAGGAGACAGGUGGUAUUUACGACGUUGGCUACCAUAUUCUCUCUUCGGGUGAUGUUGUAGCUUCCGGAUGGCUUGUUAUGAUGUUAUCGUUUUCAUUAGUCGCGUUCUUAGUGCACAAUUUCGAUUACAAUGAGCUGCUGGUGUAGAAAGCAGCCCAAAUAGAUUGUUGAUGGUAUGAUGGAAUUUUUUUAGAUAACCAACAGUUAGUUAUA